AUCUGUGGACUCUACUGUCAAAGUGACGUGUGCCCUUCAACGAGUGUUUUUCUCAUUUCCCUCCCCACGUGAAGAUAUAUAAUCGUUGUGAAAUAAAUUGAAAUUCAAAGUUAAUCGCGCAUCUAACAAUCAUGGCAGUCCGUGUACAAUUCGAGAAUAACAAUGAAGUGGGGGUGUUUAGCAAAUUGACAAAUUCCUAUUGCCUCGUUGCUAUCGGAGGCUCAGAAAACUUCUACAGCGUGUUCGAAGCCGAGCUCGCAGAAACGAUUCCCGUGGUGCACGUCAGUAUCGCGGGAUGUCGUAUCAUCGGCCGGAUGACCGUAGCCAACAAGAACGGACUUCUGGUGCCAGCGGCGACCACCGACACAGAGUUGCAACACAUACGCAACAGUCUGCCGGACACAGUGAAGGUGCAGCGUGUAGAGGAGCGCCUCAGCGCGCUCGGAAACGUCAUAGCGUGCAACGACUAUGUGGCGCUCGUGCACCCCGACCUGGACCGCGACACAGAGGAAAUUCUCGCAGACACACUAAACGUAGAAGUGUUUCGGCAGUCUGUGGCCGGAAACGUUUUGGUCGGUUCAUACGCCGCGCUCAGUAAUCGCGGAGGCUUAGUUCACCCUAAAACUACCAUACAAGAUCAGGACGAGCUCUCAUCUCUCUUACAAGUUCCGUUAGUUGCGGGUACAGUGAACCGAGGCAGUGAUGUAGUAGCAGCGGGGAUGGUGGUUAACGAUUGGUGCGCGUUUUGUGGCAUGGACACUACGUCGACAGAGAUCUCAGUGAUUGAGAGUGUGUUCAAACUGAAUGAUGCCAAGCCUACAGCCAUCACCUCUACAAUGCGUGCCUCACUCAUUGACAGCAUGUCCUAGGACCUGCAGGAAAUGCAGCUAACUAUGAGGUCCACUUGUCAUUCAUAAAUAGCAAUGCCCUGCUAAGCCGAGUGUGGCGCUCUCUCAAAAGAAAAUGCAUUGCUAAUUUAUACUUUAGUUUCUAUAAUUGAGAGUUCCAUUUUCAAAAUCAUUUGUUUUUGAGAUAGCGCUUUUCGGCUUAGGAGGGCAGAUCAGUUCUGUUGUGUUUUGCAAAAAAAAGAUGCUUAUUGAAAGGUGUUCAAUAGAAGUGACCAAAAAUGUAAACAUUGUACAUAUAAGGCAUAACCUCAAUUUUGAUUUGAAUUGUUUAAA
Molecule: messenger RNA, 1181 nt
Organism: Cydia fagiglandana
Lineage: Eukaryota; Metazoa; Arthropoda; Insecta; Lepidoptera; Tortricidae
Gene: eIF6
Product: eukaryotic translation initiation factor 6
Exons: 1
Coding region: 132-869 (245 amino acids)
Biological process (GO): ribosomal subunit export from nucleus; assembly of large subunit precursor of preribosome; cytosolic ribosome assembly
Cellular component (GO): nucleolus; cytosol; preribosome, large subunit precursor
Molecular function (GO): ribosomal large subunit binding
Source: RefSeq, a predicted model, not a curated record